GAAACGCGCUCGUGGAUUUUGCAGACGUGACGUGACGGCCAACGAGCUUCCAAAAUCCAGGUGCACAGCCAGAAGCGGCAGCAAGUUCUGUCAGCGGUGGAGGGAACCAGACGACGACACGACAACCCACCGAAGCGAGCCGCGGCACCAGCAGCACCCGUGGCAGCCGCUUUUACGCAUCUUCCCCCCCGGGAACCUACGCAGUUAUCUGUCUCUCCUCUUGUUCCUGCCCACACCGGCUACCUGAGGCCAUCUCCAAGGCCACAGGCCCUCCACUCAUCCUCCUCCCCGACCUGCUUCCACGCCUCCUCUGCGCGUGCGAGCCCACACAGACGAUGCGAUGAGCGAAACCCCGCGAAUAACAAAAGGGGGCUUCCCCCAAACACCCGCCGCAUCCCGGAGCAGGCAGGGAGGCUCGCCCUCCCCCUCGGCCGAGCCCAAGCCUGCACGCCGAAGCCUACCCCUAGCUCCCCAGACCAACCCCGAGUCGACGGGGAGCGAGCCCCUAAUACCCCUCACCAUCCUCGAUGCUCCGACGCAGCGCUACUAUGCCUGCGGCAUCUACAUGCUGUUGUGGGCAUGGAAGCUGUACGACUGGCUGCGCGUCGUCGACGACAACGCCGAGUCCUUCUGGCUGUUCCUCAAGUGGAUCGCCAUCGACCUCUGCAUGCUCUUCGGCUUGCCCGAGCUCAGGAUCCCGUGGCUGGAGCUUUCCCAGCCUGUUGUCAUCGUGCUAUUUUUCAUCCAUGCCGUACUGGACUGGAUGCUCAUGUUUAAUAUUCCGAUUCCAGCGCUCACCUGGCUCCUCGGGUUUGCCAAGGCAUUUUUCGACAAGGAACUCUCCAUCUCGGACCAAUACGUCAAGUCAUCAAGCAUCCUACACAACCAUUCCCUCAUCCAGGGCAGGCAGAUCAUCAACAUCCUCCCGGAGGGCUCUGCGCUCCUAAACCCCGAGGGCACACCCUUCUGCAUUGGCGGCGACCGGACCACGGCUCUAAUCCCUAUCCAGUUCAACGCCACCAUCCCCCACGAGGUCGAGCUGGUGCGAUUUGACCUGUCCCUGGACCACGUCGAGGAGGAGGUCCUGAAGCUCUCGCGGUCCCAGCUCCGCGCCAUUGAAAAGCAGGUCAAAAAGCUGUCUCCCGAGGGCGACGGGAGCGCCGUCACGUUCGAGUUCCCCGUCAAGAAGACGGGCGCUUACAAGCUGCGUCGCGUGCUGGACGAGUACAAGCUCGAGGUGCAGCGCCAGAGCCCCCAUACCUUUGUUGUGCCCUGCCCCUCGGUCAGCAUCGGCCUGUCGCCGUCGUCGGAUAGAUGCCUCAACGACUUGUCGGACCUCGCACUUAAUGUCGACGGCACCCCGCCACUCAAAAUCACGUACAGCCGUACCAUUAACGGCAAGAACCAUGGCUUCCACUUCCAGAGCCUCCAGCCCGAUGGCUUUGCGUCCCCGCUGACGGGCACCACUUCGCCCUCGUCUAGCCUCUUGGCCACUGGGGACGAGGACGUGACGUGGGCGAGGUCGCAGCGCGUCACAGUGAGCCUCAACGAAUCGCUGUGGGCUACCGGCGAGUGGCGGUACUCGGUCGACGAGGUUAAAGACGCCUUUGGCAACAUCGUCAAGUAUGCCUCACCAGCCGACGACCCGGAGCUCCCCUCCAAGGGUAAGACGCUUGUGCAGAGUUUCUCAGUCAAGGAGAGACCCAAGGUUCACCUCGCUCGGUGCGAUAUCCGGAACCCGCUCAAGGUGGCUCGCGGUGAAAAGGUGCAACUGCCCGUCGUCUACGAGGGCCAGCCGCAGCACGAGGACGACCGCCCGCACACGCUUACCUGGGAGUUUGCACCCAUUGACAGUCUCACCAAAAACGGCGACCCUGGCGAUGUUGCCAUUCCCGGGUCGCACACGGGCAAGCGGGCCGGCGACCUACCUGUCGUCGUUGCCCCUGGCCUAUACACCCUGAAGAGCGUCAGCGCGGGAACGUGCGAGGGCGAGGUCCGGGAGCCAUCGACGUGUCUCUUGCUGAACCCGCUCGAGCCCGAUCUCACCAUCCGGUCACAGGAGAUUCCCGACACGUGCGCCGGCAACUCUGUUGGUCUCGAGGUGGACCUCGACCUUGUGGGCACACCGCCGUUUAAGGUCCGGUACGAGGUGGUGACCAACGGCGUGAGGCGCCGUGAGAGCGUGACCAUCCAGGGUCUCCGAUACCAGAUGAGGUUGAUACCACGCCAGGCCGGGACGCACAAGUACACCUUCCUCUCCAUCGACGACAAGUUGUACAAGAACCAGCCACUGGCCGGCCAGGGCAUGACGCUAGAGCAGAGCGUGAAGCCCGCCGCCCAGGCCUCCAUCGCCGGAGAAGCGACCGUCAAUGCAUGCCUGGAAGACCAGGUCGAAAUCGAUGUCAAGCUUUACAACGGCGACGCUCCCUUCACGCUCGAGUACGAGAUCGUCCACGACGGCCGGCGAACUCCGUACAAGGUGACGCAGAUCAAUUCGGGCAAGUACACCAUCAAAACGCCCGCCUUGUCAAAGGGUGGAGAAUACACCGUGGCCCUCAUGGGUGUCCAGGAUAAGCGCGGCUGCCGAACUUCUCUGCAAGAGGAAGUCAAGAUCGCGGUUCGGCGCCAGCGCCCGCGUGCAGCCUUUGGCGCGGUUGAAGGCCGCCGCAAGGCUCUCAACAUCGAGACGCAUGCCGCCAAGCACAAGCUCCCGCUCCGCCUCGCCGGCGUCGGCCCAUGGACUGUGACGUACAAGAACCGCGACCUGGCUGGCUCGACGCCUGCCACAAGCACCAUCCAGGGCAACAACGGCUUCCUGACGGUCCGCGAGCCUGGCAUGUACGAGCUCCUCGAGGUUACCGACAGCCAGUGCCAGGGUACCGUCGAUCCCAACGCUUCCACGUUUGAAGUUGACUGGCUUCCCCGACCUGUGCUCAGCCUCGUCGAGGCCGAGAGCAUCAGCCCUGCCGGCGACAAGCUAGUCAAGAAGGAUGUGUGUGAGGGGGACAUUGACGGUUUCGAGAUAAACCUCAAAGGUGCGCCACCUUAUCACGUCAAGUAUGAAAUUCGCCACAAGCCUGCGACUGGGUCCGCGUCCAUGAGCCCGAAGGGGUUUGAUGCCGCGCUGAGCAAGGCAGCCAUAGCGAUGGACACUAGCAAGCCUGGCCUCUACGCCUACACCUUCUCGUCCCUGGCCGACAGUCUCUACGAUCUGGACGAAAAGCAGUUCACACCUGUUGUUCUGGAGCAGAGGGUCAACGCCAAACCCACGGCGACGUUCGACAAGCCUGGGCAGACGUUCAAGUUUUGCCUGUCGGAGCAGGAGUACGAGGAGAAGAUACCGGUGACGCUUACGGGCGUGCCGCCCUUCUUCCUGGAGCUCGAGAUCAAGCACCACAGCGGGACUGUGCCGCAGGUGCACCACGUCACGUCGAUCCACACCAAGUCGUUUGGGGUGCAGAUCCCACGCGAGCUGCUCCGGCUCGGGUCGCAGCAGGUGCGGAUCCGCGAGGUGCGCGACGCGCAGGGCUGCCAGUCGCGCAUGGACCCCACGGGCGCGGGCGGCAGCGGCAGCGGCAGCUCGGCGGUGAACGUGCAACUGUACGACGCUCCGGCCGUGUACCCGCUCGAGACGCGGACCGACUACUGCGUGGGCGAGCGCAUCGCAUACACGCUCAGCGGCACCCCGCCAUUCAAUGUCGAGUACACGUUCGAGGGCCAGCGCCGCGCCGCGCUAUCCAAGACGACGAGCUUCCGGCGCGUGGCCGACUCGCCCGGCGAGUUCGCCAUCACGGGCGUCAGCGACAAGGCGAGCGAGUGCAGGGCGGCCGUGGACCUGGUCAAGCGCGUGCACCCGAUGCCGAGCGUGCGCAUCAGCCGCGGCCGCAACGUGCGGGUCGACAUACACGAGGGCGGCGAGGUGGACAUUCUGUUCGAGUUUGGCGGCACGCCGCCGUUCGAGUUCACGUACACGCGCAGCACCAACGAAAAGCGCGGCCAGCGGCCGCAGGUGCUCGAGACGAGGCACGACGUCAGCCACGAACACAGCAAGGUGGUGCGAGCCAGCCAGGAGGGCACGUACGAGGUGGUGGCCAUCAAGGACCGGUACUGCUCCUUCUCCACGCAGCAGAUGGGGUCGCCCAAAGACGGUGCGGUCAAGAAGUUGAUGCAGUAUUAAGGGGGGGGCUGAGGGAGCAGGAUGGAAGGAGGCAGGUAGCAAGCAAGUGGGAAAAUAGACGGGGUAUAGCAGCAUCUUGAUUUUCUUGUUUCACCUUCUUUUCUUGUCUACACUAGAAUGCGUGGUCAUCUUGGGUUGGGACUGUGAGGAAGUAUUGUGUAGGCGGUGCGUAUGUGCGGCGGUAUGUGGCAUCAAGCACGGCGUUCUUCCAUGGGUCUCUACUUUCCUACUGUUUGUCUUUUUUUUUUCCGCUUUGGCUUCCUUGGAGGGAUAAUACCAAGUUCGAUUUAAAGUCUCCGAUAUCCGCCAUGUUGGAAACGGGCUUGCAGCAGACUACCUAUGCC
Molecule: messenger RNA, 4521 nt
Organism: Gaeumannomyces tritici R3-111a-1
Lineage: Eukaryota; Fungi; Ascomycota; Sordariomycetes; Magnaporthales; Magnaporthaceae
Product: nucleoporin POM152
Exons: 3
Coding region: 341-4177 (1278 amino acids)
Biological process (GO): nuclear pore organization; protein import into nucleus
Cellular component (GO): nuclear pore transmembrane ring
Molecular function (GO): structural constituent of nuclear pore
Source: RefSeq, a predicted model, not a curated record